GAUCGUCGUGGAGGUGGAGGGCGUGAAGUUUCCGACCGAGGUCACUUCGCCGGUGACCUCGAAACCGCUAUUUCUCGGUGGCGCAGGGGUGAGGGGUGUAGAAAUUGGAGGGAAGUUUAUAGCGGUGACCGUCAUCGGAGUGUACCUGGAGGCGGCGGCGAUUCCGGCGAUCGACGGAAAAUGGAAGGGAAAGACGGCGGAAGAGCUCUCCAGUUCGGCUGAGUUUUACAGAGACAUUAUUACCGGUUCCUUCGAGAAGCUGACGAGGGUGACGAUGCUGCUGCCAUUAACGGGUAAACAGUACUCCGAGAAAGUCGCCGAGAACUGCGUUGCUGCAUGGAAAGCCGCCGGCGUCUACACCGAAGAAGAAGAAGCUGCCAUUGUUAAGUUCCUGGAAAUCUUCAAGCCGAAGAACUUUCCUCCGGGCACUUCCAUCGUCUUCUCUCAUUCCCCUAGCGGCACUCUAACUAUUGGAUUUUUAGAGCUGGGGGGAGUUCCGGCGGCUGAGAGCGGUGUGAUAGAGAACAAGAAGCUGACGAAUGCGGUAUUGGAAUCCAUUAUAGGGGAGAAAGGAGUUUCCCCUGCUGCGAAGCAGAGCUUGGCUCAAAGGAUCUCAGAGUUUCUUAACAAGAAAGAAGAAAAAGAAAAAGAAGAAGAAAAAGAAGAGAUUUUGGUUGUGGAGAAGGGCAAGUUGGAGCAAGUUGAGGUUGCUUGAUUG
Dendrobium catenatum is the source of this 718-nucleotide messenger RNA. Its product is annotated as chalcone--flavonone isomerase. Gene Ontology annotation, molecular function: chalcone isomerase activity. Gene Ontology annotation, biological process: flavonoid biosynthetic process. NCBI's taxonomy places the organism in Eukaryota, Viridiplantae, Streptophyta, Magnoliopsida, Asparagales, Orchidaceae. The record is from RefSeq and is a predicted model, not a curated record.